GGGAAGGCUGAAGAACGGACAAGGAAAAGCAUGCCAGAGCAGGAUAAUCCUAUGUGAAAGGAUGCUGCGGUUGGCGAGAAGAACCCAAGAUGACGAAGGCCGCUUAUCUCACGACGCCAAGCCCACCUCCCCAACCCGGAAGUAAUGCGGGGAAGGCGUUGGAGACCCAAGUCUUCCAAAGUCUCCCAACUUCCUCGCAACCUCAUCGCCUUGAUUGACUUUCCUGACUGCCGUGGCUUGGAGGCUGAUCGUAUUUAGUCCUCCUUUUUGCUUAUUACCUUUCUUUCCCCCAACUAGCUGUUGCUGACCCCCACCUUCCGAUUAGCUUUAUCACUUCUUAUCUUGUAAUAGCUCGUGCUGAUCAUGGGAGACUACGGGCAAGGCGUGUCGUCACUCUCGGUACAGGCACCGGGCAGUAAUCCGCCUUCAUCCGUCACGGACUCGGAUGAGAUAUCGGUUCUGGUGACGGGCUUCGGUCCUUUCAAAUCUAAUCUAGUCAACGCCUCCUACCUAAUCGCCUCAUCCCUGCCAUCCUCAUUUACCUUCUCUCCUACGAAAGACCCCGAUGCCACUCCUCGCCGAGUCUCGAUUCACGUCCAUCCCUCUCCUAUACCCGUCGCCUACUCUACCGUCAGCACAACCAUCCCUGCCAUCACAGACGACUAUGUCAAGACACACGGCCGACGUCCCGAUAUUAUCCUUCACAUGGGCAUCGCCGGAAUGAGAAAAUUCUACUCUGUGGAGACAAAAGCCCAUCGCGACGGAUACCUGAUGUCCGACAUCAAAGGCAGAGCAGGCUACGAGGAUGGUGAGAAACAGUGGAAGGAGCUUGACUUGCCACUGUUGCUCAAAGCCGGGCCCGCGGCUGAAUCCGAGUCUUCGGCGAAAGGCCAUUUGAAUCCCCGCGCACCGGACGACCGCUUCCUAGAUGCGUGGAAGACCUUCUGUCCCCCGGAAACAGACGUUCGGAUCUCCACGGAUGCGGGGCGGUAUCUUUGCGAGUUCAUCUUCUACACCAGCUUGGCGGUGGCGUACCAGGGUGGUCAUGACCGUAACAUCACCUUCCUUCAUGUCCCUGCAACGUGUCUGGAUGAGGAUAUUGACCUUGGGAAGGAGGUUGCCAUUGCGUUGAUCAAGGCUUUGGUGACCAGCUGGAGUGAUGAGCAGGUUCCGAGCGAUGCCUAGUUUCUUUCAACAGUUUCUUUGGAACCGCGUGGAAAUUGGGGAUAUUGCAUGAUUUAUAGCAAUUUUUGCUUCUUUUCUUCUUUGCUCUGACGGUCUGAAGACUGAUCAUCUUGGAUUAUAUAUCUUGCAUCUCAUGGAUCUUAUCAGCGUCUCGAGGAUUUCGAACCGUCUGCAUCACCACUUGGCGCCGCUGUGCAUUUUGGGGCAUAUGGAAUAUUCCCGCUCUAUAUAAUUUCCGCAACCGGCCGGCUGGAUACGAGCUAAUGGAGAUUGAUGUAGUGCUCUUGGUAUUGGUUUCAAAUAGUAUGGAGGUCGUUUCUGUCGCUGUUUAUCUCUUUGAGAAAAAGCAUCUUGCUCGAUUUUGGAUUUUAUAAAUUCGGAACAUUGCCAAAUCUUCUACUAUAAGCAAUCGUCUGCGGGCGUCUACACGUGAC
Molecule: messenger RNA, 1619 nt
Organism: Aspergillus sclerotioniger CBS 115572
Lineage: Eukaryota; Fungi; Ascomycota; Eurotiomycetes; Eurotiales; Aspergillaceae
Product: putative pyroglutamyl peptidase type I
Exons: 2
Coding region: 364-1185 (273 amino acids)
Biological process (GO): proteolysis
Source: RefSeq, a predicted model, not a curated record